This is a messenger RNA of Prunus armeniaca (apricot), 618 nucleotides long. The record is from the annotation of a GenBank genome assembly. NCBI's taxonomy places the organism in Eukaryota, Viridiplantae, Streptophyta, Magnoliopsida, Rosales, Rosaceae.
AUGAAGGGUGAGAUUGAAGUUAGAGACGCUUCGAAUGAGUCGCUGGUUGUGUUCAGCACAUCAGUACCGAACGCGACAGAUAAUUUCGGUGGGAUGCCACCGAAACUUUGCAUCUUUUUCGGUUGGAUUUCACCGGUGAGAAACUUAAUAUUCGGUGGGGAUCCACCUAACUUAUUGCCAACCACAAAUUUAAUCCAAGCUAUUUUGAUCUUACUCCCAUUGAAGGAACAAAAUCAAGGUGACGCCCCUACUGAAGGCAACAAUGUGGGAACAGAAUGUGUAAUGGACUAUAGUGAUCAAUUCACAACUUAUUCGAUAUUUAAUGGUAGAGAUGCAUUACUUCGAUGGGCUCGUGAACAAGGAAAAUUGAAUAAUAUUGUCAUUGUAAUUAAAAGGUCUGAUUAUGGAGGUGAGGGCAAGAGGAAACCUCGUGUAAUACUUGCUUGUGAGAGGAACGGUAACUAUAAGUCUUGCAAGUCUAGUGAGACAACUGAUAUAAGAUCGGAUGCAAAUAGUGAUAUGAAAAAAUGUGCUAGAGACACUGGUACCAAGAAAUGUGGAUGCCCAUUCUUGUUAAAAUGUGGAUGUCAUGGUAGACCGUAUGUUUGUACCCUCUAA